This is a messenger RNA of Sphaerulina musiva SO2202, 752 nucleotides long. RefSeq lists its product as uncharacterized. Bases 69 to 542 code for a protein of 157 amino acids. The transcript has a single exon. Lineage: Eukaryota; Fungi; Ascomycota; Dothideomycetes; Mycosphaerellales; Mycosphaerellaceae. The record is from RefSeq and is a predicted model, not a curated record.
GUCGUCGUCGCCGAUCAUGGUCUAGCAAAUGAGGCUUGGUCUCCAUAGCCAUAUCUUUGCAAGGCAACAUGCAGGACCAUGUAGGAUCCAGGCAUAUAAGGCAGUUGGAUGUGCUCUACAAGCCCAUGCUAGUUGCUGGUCUGUCAUGUGGCUCAAUGCUUGUGGUUGGCUGUAGUGUCACGAAUCCCGUUCAGUUUCGACCACCACAACUCCAGUAUCAUUCUGCGAGGACACUCGCCAGGUUCCAGGACAGUCAAUAUCGGUGCGCUCUUUCAGAUGGCACAGUCGCUGCACUGUUCCGCCGUUGCGUUGCUGCUAUCCCGGUGGUGGUGUUGCCAAACCAGUUCGGCUCGGCCGCCAUAUCUCGAUCGCCUUUGCGCGAGGCCUCUCGGGACGUUGGCCUCCAGCAAAAUCGAGGUCAGGCUAUCUCCUCCUGGUGGUAUCGUCUCCAGCAUAUCGUGUCUUCAUCCAUUGCUGUCAUCUCUUGGCAUUUCAUCAUAUCUGGCCGGCGUCAUAUCUCCUCAGCCGUUCCGACAGCAUGAAAGAGAACCAGAUAUUAGGAAUCCUCACCCUCGAAUCAUACGCCCCAGCAUCCAUCAGUAGUCGAGCGCGUCGUGGUUGUGGUGAAUUCUGGGAUGUAUAGGUUUUGAGCAUUUUUGCCAAGACCUCAAAGUGAAGUUCAGAUGGCAGCCCGCAAGUCUCGCCUCCGGUCGUCGCCGAGGAAACCCGCCUCCCAACCCCGUUUAUUCAAG